AUGAACGGUGAACGUCAGCUCUUUGUGGCAGGUGGUGCUGACGAGUUGAAGAUGCCCCCGUUGUUCCUUGUGCUGCUCAUCGCGUUCGCGUCCGCGACGACGACGGCGCCGCUUCCGACGGCACGAGCCCUCGUCGACAACGCGAGAGGCUAUGUCUACAACGGCCACCUGCUCAAGUCGAAGACGUUCCUGUCCCCGCCCUUCUCCCUGCGCCCCGGCUCCGUCUCCAACAAGUGGUACAUGGACGUGGCCUUUCCGCGCGGCCACCUCGCGCUCAAGAGCUUCAACGGCGAGGUCGUGGACGCGCGCGGCGCCCCCGUGCCGCUCCACGAGACCUACCUCCACCACUGGCUCGUGGAGCCCUACUACGCCACGCGGGGGGGCGGCGGGCAGACGCUCCCGCGGGCCAACUCCGGCGUGUGCAAGGGCUCGCUGGGGCAGUACUUCGGGCUGGGGUCCGAGACCCGGCGCACCUUGACGUGGGUGCCCGACCCGUACGGCAUCGAGAUCGGCGGCGGCGACGCGCCGGAGGGGUACGAGGAGCGGUGGUCUCUGAACGUGCACGCCAUCGACACGCGCGGCGCGGUGGACAAGCCCGGGUGCACCGAGUGCCGGUGCGACCUCUACAACGUGACGGUCGACGAGCGCGGCCACCGCAUCGCCGAGGGCUACGCCGGCGGCCUGCACUGCUGCUACGACCAGACGCGGUGCAGGGUGGAGGACGGCUUCGCCGCCGGCGGCGAGCCGCGGGAGCUGUUCCUGCGGUACACCGUGAUGUGGGUCGACUGGAGCGACGCCGCCGUCGUGCCGGUGAGGAUCUACAUACUCGACGUCACUGAUACGGCGCUGCUCGACGGGAAACCCGAGCCUGAUUGCAAGGUGGAGUAUACAGUCGAGGCAUGCAGCUCUGAAAACCGAGCGAAAAACGAUUGCGUCGACAUGAAGGUGACCAAAGAAGCGUUGCCCCGUGGAGGCGACAUCGUCUUCGCCGUCGGGCACCAGCACUCAGGUGGCAUCGGCACUUCUCUGCACGGCCAGGACGGCCGGCUGCUGUGCUCGUCGACCCCGAUCUACGGCGACGGGGAGGAGGCCGGCAACGAGGCGGGCUACAUCGUCGGCAUGUCGACGUGCUACCCGGAGCCGGGCACCGUCAGGAUCCGUGACGGCGAGGCGCUGACCGUGGUGUCCAACUACACCGGCGAGCGGCGGCGCACGGGGGUGAUGGGCCACUUCUACCUCCUCGUGGCCGACGACGACGAGCAGCAGCAGGCGGCUCCCAACAAGCAACCGCCGUCACUGUGCUUCAGCUUCCCGACCUCGUGGUGCGUUCCGGCAUGGAUGAUGGGCAACCUGCAGUGA
Panicum hallii is the source of this 1359-nucleotide messenger RNA. RefSeq lists its product as uncharacterized. The transcript has 4 exons. Lineage: Eukaryota; Viridiplantae; Streptophyta; Magnoliopsida; Poales; Poaceae. Bases 1 to 1359 code for a protein of 452 amino acids. The record is from RefSeq and is a predicted model, not a curated record.